Naumovozyma castellii is the source of this 1842-nucleotide messenger RNA. RefSeq names its product SUMO-targeted ubiquitin ligase complex subunit SLX5 (gene SLX5). The coding region runs from base 1 to 1842 and encodes 613 amino acids. The transcript has a single exon. The record is from RefSeq and is a predicted model, not a curated record. Lineage: Eukaryota; Fungi; Ascomycota; Saccharomycetes; Saccharomycetales; Saccharomycetaceae.
AUGUCCACCACGACAGACCACCACCAACAGGACCCCAUAAUAACAAUAGAGAGUGAUCCCGAGGACGAUGCAAGGAUACGCAACGAUCAACAGCAAAUAAUAAGACUAUACCCAGAUGCUCGCACCGAUCGACCCAGAGAUUCCAUGAAUAGGUUCGUUGACGCUCAGGGGUCCAAUAGGGCCAUUCGAUCCACCCCUGAUCUAUCGCAUUUGAAUGACGAUCAGGAUCAGGACCAGGACGACGACGACGACAUUACGAUCGUUAGGGAGAUCGUUAAUCCGAACGUCGCAAGAGAUGAUGCUCCUAUUAACCCGGAUGCUGAGUUCAUAGACUUGGAUCAGGAGGUUCCGUAUGCUAAUGCCACCAUCCCAAGACCAAGAACCAUACAGAUCAUUACACCGUCGCCACCGCAGCAGCAGCAGGAUGACGAUCUGGUUAUAACGCAGGAGAGAACAAUGAGACCAACGGUAACGUUGAAUCUGCCCGGCGGUCAAACUUUACAAGUGGACGCCACUCCCACGGAUCAACUCGCACGAAGUUCCUUCGAAUGGCAGGAAAAUAUCCCAUUGGCAAGAAGACAAUUAUUAAGAAGAAGUACAAAUAGAGCAAAUUCUUUAUUCUUUCAUGAUGAUCACGAAUCAGAUAACGAUAAUGGAUCCGUCCCACUACCACCAAAUGUAAUAAGAUUGCGUCAAAGACAACAACAGCAAAAUCGCGAGGAACCACCUCCACCUCCACCGCCACAGGAUGAUGCAAACCCUAUAAUGACAAGACUGAGAACAAGAAUAAACACAUACUCACCGGAUAUUCAAAGUGCAUUCAAUCAUGCCCACUCAUUGCAUGAAUUCACAUCCAUAUUACAAAAUGUCGCACCACUGACGUUACAAGAAUGCGGUGACGAACUAUUAUCAUUAUUUACACAGUAUAGAAGCCAAUUAAUGGUCAAUUGGGCAACAAGAAGAGUCAGAUCAUCACAACAGAACACUUCUUCCUCCAACCAUCGUCAAAGAAAUUUAAGAAAUUUAAGAAGAAAUGGAGCUCUAAGAGUCACCCCGAACGCAAACGGGUUCAACGUGAAUUUGGCAAGAUUGUUCUUAAUGAAUCAAUUGGGGAUAAAUAAUGGUAAUGAUGAAGAUCAAUAUUUCACCGGUGCCUACAAUUCAGAAGAUGACGCUGAUCAUAAUGGCGACGAUGAAGACGAUACACAAACGCAAAAUAUUAUCAACAUGAUUCAAAGAAGAGAGGAACAAGAACAUGAUACAAGAACGAAAAGUUUCAUGGCAAGAACAAAACCACAACAGGAUGCAUUCAAGAAAAGAGCCAAUGAAUUACCAGAAAAUUAUAGUGCCAAUUUUAACACGGAACCAACAAUGAAAUUGGACAUUAAAAAAAAUGGUAAAGAGGAAACAAUAAUAGUGGAGGAUAAUGAUGCCGCCAAGAACUACAUCGAGGUACCCGCGUGCACAUUAUGUGGUGUAGAAUUAGGUGUGGGCAUACCGAAGGAUUUCCAAGGCAUAAACGAUACAGAUCGUGGUGGAUCAUUCGAAUCAUUGGUCUCUAAAUAUAAAUUCCAUUGUCCCUAUCAAAGUUUGGCAAAACCAUCUCAAUUGGAUAAAGAUUUAUCUCAAAGAGUAUUUAUGGCUUCAUGUGGUCAUACAUUUUGUGGACGUUGUUAUGCAAGAAUAGAUAAUGCAAAAUCAAAAUCAAAACUACCCAAGAAAACAUUAAAGCAAUUGAAAGGUUCCUCUCACCCAGAUAAUUAUGGACCAAGGGUAUGUCCGGCAGAUUCUUGUAGAUCACUUCUGAGAGUCAAAACCAAGAUGAGAGAAGUGUUCUUUUAA